Molecule: messenger RNA, 812 nt
Organism: Humulus lupulus (European hop)
Lineage: Eukaryota; Viridiplantae; Streptophyta; Magnoliopsida; Rosales; Cannabaceae
Exons: 3
Coding region: 219-812 (197 amino acids)
Source: RefSeq, a predicted model, not a curated record
AAAGUCUUCACUUAAGGAUUUUAGCUGCUAUGUUUGCUCAAUGUUGAGAGAUAUGUGUGCAUUCACGUACAGUUUAUAUACCUGCUACCUCACUGUUUUCAGGGUGGCAUUUUUUUUUUUUCCAAGUGCCUACAAACUUGUUGAAUUGAUCUUCCAGAUUGGGGCAUAGAAUACAAGAUUUAUAAAAUACCAUGUUUGAUUAUUCAUCUAGGAUCUAGAUGUCUGGAGAUUUUUUUGGCUACCCAAGAUGGGUUAAGAUUUUGAUCUUGCUCUACCAAUACGUACGUGGACCUAGAAUUAUUUUACAAAACAAUGAGUUAGAAAUUGAAGCAAGGGAACCUGAAUCAUGUUAUUUAUGUCAUGCACUAUUUGUUAGGCAGCUAGAAAAGAUCAGUUUACUUUAUAUAAGAUACACUCUUUUAUUUAUUUAUUUACUUUUGUGCGUGUGGGGAUGGAACACUCAAAUUAUAGAUGCUCAUAGGCAAAGGAUAGUCAAUUGGAUCAAUGCCACAGGGGGUACUUCAUCAGCAUUUGAUGUCACAACAAAGGGAAUCCUCCACUCUGCUCUGCAUAAUCAAUACUGGAGAUUGAUAGAUCCUCAAGGCAAACCAACUAGAGUUAUGGGAUGGUGGCCUUCGCGUGUUGUCACAUUUCUAGAGAACCAUGAUACAGGAUCAACACAGGGUCACUGGCCAUUUCCACGAGAUAAGCUUGCACAGGGAUAUGCCUAUAUUCUGACCCAUCCUGGAACAGUAAGUUCUUUGCCACUCAAUUGCUUGAGUGUAGCCUUCAUUCCAUUAAAGCUUCCAUAA